This is a messenger RNA of Etheostoma cragini (Arkansas darter), 5124 nucleotides long. RefSeq names its product REX1, RNA exonuclease 1 homolog (gene rexo1). The transcript is spliced from 16 exons. NCBI's taxonomy places the organism in Eukaryota, Metazoa, Chordata, Actinopteri, Perciformes, Percidae. Gene Ontology annotation, molecular function: nucleic acid binding; exonuclease activity. The record is from RefSeq and is a predicted model, not a curated record. Gene Ontology annotation, cellular component: nucleus. The coding region runs from base 208 to 4038 and encodes 1276 amino acids.
UUAAUGGACGUUAAACGUACUUUCUCUGACGUCAAGGAGCGCGACACGUGGGAGUUCACGCGAUAUUUCAUUGCUCCGACCAAUCCAACAUGGCGCCAUAGAGACGUUGUUAUUGUUCGGUCCCAUGUUCAAGCUCUUGUAGUACGACGAAAACUACGCAGAAAACGGCCGAGCGUGUUCAUGUUGGCAUGAGAGCAACAUCUGGGGAUGAUGAUAAGGUCUACCGGCUUCUUCCGAGGGAUUGACUGCCCGUUUUACACGGAAUACAGCGAGGGCAAAGGCAGCAGGAAUGGGUGUAACAGACCGUACUGUCACUUCAGGCACAGCCAACAGAGACGGGCGUCGUACGGAGCACCAGCUGAUGUUACAAAGCAAAGAGACCUGCACUCCGCACAGAAAGAACAAGGAUAUGAUCCCUUCAACCCAGAAGUUGUGAGGCCCCAGGAGGAGCAGAAUGGAAAGCCGGCUGCUUCGGGGGACCUUACUGGUGCUCUGGAGCUGGUCAACAAAGCCAUUGAGGAGGUCCGCAGUGAGGUGGAGCGGGAGAAGAGGAAGCUCUCUCGGAUUGGGGAUGAACCGUACGAUCCCGGCAAAAGUACAAAGUUGUCUACAUCUGAUGCUGUUAAAAGUAAAACGCCACCUUCACACAUGGCCUAUGACCCUGGGAGUUAUCAGAUGACCACUGGCGGUUAUAAUCCCACCCCUGGCUGCAGCAAAUAUACCUUGGAUUCAGACAACAAGGGGAACAAUAGUAACUCAAUGGAAUAUGUUCCUACUUCAGUGAGAAAGCCUCCAUCUCGGACACACACACCUCAACUCCCCUCUCCUCCCCCCAGUCCAAAGUACUCAAACUCCACAUCCUCUAAGUGUAAAUACACUGUUGACAAUUCAAAACCAUCUACAGAUAUGGAGUAUGACCCGCUGUCCAACUACUCAGCAGGAAUCGCAGCGAAAAGCAAGAGGGACCGGGAUGCACAAACUGUUAAGACGGAGCAGCGAACCAUACACAAACAACCAGGAUCAGCUAUAUCAGAGUAUGUUGUAGCUCUGAAAAAAACACGACAGCAGAGUGUAGACUCAAAAAAGUACACUUUUUCUGACUCUGAUGGGGAGAGCUCUGGAACGGAGUAUCGACCCACCUCGCUAAGCAAUCUCCAGCAGAAAAAAGGCAAAAAUGCUUCUCUUUGGGACGCUGUGGGGAAGGAGAGAAAAGAAAAAACUGAUAGUAUGCAAAAUACACUGACACAGAGGAAUACAGAGGACUUGGCAGGGGACUCAGACAUCAAGGAAGAUAAUAAACAAAAGGACAUUUUAGAGAAAAAGAAGGUGGCUAGUCAAACUAGCCACAAAAAAAUUGCCAAAUCUGAGAAAGUGCAUAAACUUGAAAAGGAAGCAAACAUAAUGUUUAGUAGUAAAAGUAGGCCUAGUUGUAGCAGCAGCAGUAAAAACAAAGGGUCGAUAAAGAACUCAAACCAGGAUUCUGCAAAGAAGGAGAACAAGAGUCAUGGAACAAGAGACGAUAGGAAAUUUGCGGUUAAGGUUAAGACACAUGAUAAAGUUCAGAGUGAAGCCAGAGACGAAAAGAGAAGUGAUGGAAAGAUCAAAGCUGUUGAAAAAGCAAAAACAGACUCAAGCAAAAGAGAUAAAGAUAGAGAAAAUGGUGCAAGGGAAAUCAAGAAAAGCAAAAUAUCAGAGAAGGAAAAGGAACACAGCAAGUAUAAGGACCGGCAGCAGAAAAAUGGUAAACUUGAUAACAGUAAAAGAGAAAGGGAUAUAAAGAACAUUUGCAAAAGUAGUUCUAGUGGCGGGAGCAAUAGCAGUAAAUUUAAAGGGAGUUCUGCCAACAGUAAAGAUAGGGUGAAGCAAAAUGUCAGCUCAUCAAAUGGGAAAAGACAUAAGGACAAACGGCGAAGUCUAAGUCAUGCUGAUCUCUUUGGAGAUGAGAGCCCAGAGGAGGUCGAACCAAUAGUGAUGGACGAUGACGGCGAUGAUGACUACGAACACGAAGAAGUGUUGGUGAGAAAAUCUGCUGAUGCUUUAAAGAGGGGACGUUUGAACAAGAGGAAAGCGUCAGAGCUGACUCCGUCUUCUUCUGACGAUGAGGGGGAUCGCGGUGUGGUGGGCAGCGGGGCAGGUAACGGCGAAGUCGACGAUGUUGGAAUCGACUUCUCUAGUUUCCAGGAUGAUUUGGACUUUGACUCCGAUCCCAUGGAGGAGUGUUUGCGGAUCUUCAAUGAAUCCAAGGAUGUGAAGAUGGAGGACAAGGGAAGGCAAGCUAAACAGUCCUCCAGGGAUUCAGAGGAGGAGAGAAGCACAGAAGGCGCAUUAACCUCUCUCUUUCCCGGCCAAAAGAAGAGAGUCUCCCAUUUUGUUGCCAAAGGAAGUAGUGACGCUCCUUCUACGACUGUGGUGCGUCCGUACAAGAGACUCUCAGCCCAGGAGGUCUGCUACAAGCGUAUGCAGAUGGCACAGCAGCAAGCUGCUCAGCUUUCUGCUUCAGUCAAAGCUUCCUCUCAGAGCUCCGGCCCUGUCUUGUCCGGAGAGAGGAAGAGAAUAGCACACCGUCCCAGCCCACAGACAACAUCCUCCAAAACAAGUCCUGCAGAAGUUAAGUCAGCUGCCAGGCGAGUGUUAUCCCCCAGCCAGACCCAUCAGACUGUCAAGGCCCAAACCACUGCUGGCAUCUUGCCAAAGACCACGUCCACUGUCAUGCAGAGGAGGGUGGCACACACACCCACACUGAAGAGUAGUUCAAUGAAGCGCCCCAUCAUCCCCAUUGAGUUUGGGGCCAAAGUUCCCAACAACAUCCGCCAGCGCUACCUUAAUGCUUUCAUAGAUGAAUGCGUAAAAUUUUGCUCAUCAGAGGACGUUGCCUUCAACAUGGCCCUUGACGAGGAGAAGCUGGUGUAUGAGCGCAGCAGCAGUAAGAACAUCUACCUCAAUGUAGCUGUCAACACUCUGAAGAAGCUCCGCAGCAAGUGCAGCUCCUGUCCAUCGCCUGUCACCAAGGACCCAGGGUUAGUUGCUAACAGGAGGGCUCAGUCCCACGAAGAAGUUCUGGGAGGUCGCCUUGCUGCUACAACCAGCUUCACUGUCAACCGGAUGGGUAAACAGCAGGAGGAGAAACUCAUUGGAGCUACACUGUACAGGAAGCUGCAGGCAUACCUGAUGACAGAGGAGCAGCUCCAGGAGCACGGAUACCCGAGAGCAAGCCCAGAGGCUGCCGGCAAAGCCGUCAUUUACAACCUCCCCGAGAAAAAGGCCAUCUCCGAUCCUUUCAACAAGAUAUGCUGUCGAUGUGGAGCGGAGUAUAAGAUCAAUGUCAGUGGCAACUGUAUACGAAAAGAGGAAUGUACUUUUCACUGGGGACGAUUGCGCAGACAUAAAGUCGCUGGAGGCUGGGAGACCAACUACAGCUGCUGUGCUGCGGCUGUUGGCACACCAGGCUGCCAAGUUUGUAAGCAACAUGUUCAGGACGGGCGUAAAGAAUCAUUUGAUGGCUAUGUCACAACAUUCAGUAAAGCUCUAUCCCCAGAUGGCAAUGGAGGGGUGUUUGCUUUGGACUGUGAGAUGUGUUACACAAAGCAGGGCUUGGAACUGACACGGGUGACGGUCAUCGACUCUGAGUUGAAAGUCAUCUACGAUACAUUUGUCAAACCUGAAAGCAAAGUGGUCGAUUACAACACACGAUUUUCAGGUGUGACGGAGGAGGACUUGGAGAGCACCACCAUCACUCUGAGAGAUGUUCAGGCCGUGCUGCUCAGUAUGUUCAGCGCUGAAUCUAUCCUCAUAGGACACAGUCUGGAGAGUGACUUGCUCGCUCUGAAGCUAAUCCACAGUUCAGUUGUAGACACGGCCAUUGUGUUUCCUCACCGCCUUGGCUUGCCCUACAAACGUGCCUUGAGGAACCUGAUGUCCGACCACCUCAAACGCAUCAUCCAGGACAACGUGGAGGGCCACGACUCGAGCGAAGAUGCAUCUGCCUGCAUGGAGCUGAUGUUCUGGAAGAUCAAAGAGGAUGCAAAAGUCAAAAGGUGACCUCAUACCCCUCUGCUACACUUCCCACAGUUCUACUUCCUGCCUUCAUGUCCGAGUCAGGGAGACAGAGAAGUUCAGGAGGCCUGCACAUGCCUCCUGAACAAGAGAGUUACGGUCAGAGUGUCGUGGGGUGGGAGGGAUGCUUCAGUGCAGAUGGAAGUUUGCUGUUGCUACCUACUGAAUUGAAGAACUGCCAGUCCCUUUAAAGCAAUACCCAAAUUAAAAGUGUUUUCAUUUUCGUAUUAGUAUUUCAGUUCUAAAUAAUGUUACUUAGAAUGUAUAUUUGUUUAUUUUGAGCAGUAUCUCUUUUGAGGCCUCAAACAAUUAUAUGAAUAAACCCUUUCUAUAGAAGAAGUUAUUAAAAUAAUGGGGCAUUGUUCGCUGAACAAUGAUGAUUAAUAUGAUAUUCAUGCCAGGCUGUCUUCAGCCUAAAUUGCACUAUAUAAACUCUCUGGUGUGUAGGGCCCAAGUCUGAGUACCUCAUCUGUGUUAUUAAAGCAAUUGCUUCCAAUGCAUAACACAUUACCUGUUCUUAGUUACACUUAGUUACACUUAAGUACAUUGAUGUGAUAGUCUGUAAACAUGGCUAUGUAAAUGCAUUUGUGUUUUUCCACAUUGUUUUUUCACUCAUUGACACUCUGUUUAUCCAGUUAAUUUUGUUGGUUGGCUCUCAAAACCUAAGUAAUCCAAUAAUACUUGAUCAUAUUAAAGAUCCUCAGCAGAAAUGUAAAGUUUCUGGUUAUCACCUAUUUGGUAUGGUUGAUGGAAUAAAUCACUGUAUUUUAUAGCUACAACAAAAUAGUGAUACUAUAUCCAUGAGUGUCUCUGUGUCAUGUGCACUGCAUGAAAUAAAGCCACGGAAAUCAUUGUGACAGAAGGUAUGACAAUAUUAGGUUCAGUAUUGUUAAAUUUGGCCUGGGUUAUUAAUCACAAACACUUAUCAUUUAAUACCAGCUAACCUGUACUGUUUUAUGUUGAAAAUGACUGAAAGAAAACUCGAGUGCUGUAAAUAUGCUAUGUUUCCUUUUGUAUUUGUUCAAUUUUGGUUGUUUAUCUUUUUCUAUUAAAAGGUAUUAGUUAAAAGAA